This is a messenger RNA of Aaosphaeria arxii CBS 175.79, 1530 nucleotides long. RefSeq names its product aspartyl proteinase. The record is from RefSeq and is a predicted model, not a curated record. The transcript is spliced from 4 exons. Gene Ontology annotation, cellular component: fungal-type vacuole. NCBI's taxonomy places the organism in Eukaryota, Fungi, Ascomycota, Dothideomycetes, Pleosporales. Gene Ontology annotation, molecular function: aspartic-type endopeptidase activity. Bases 149 to 1342 code for a protein of 397 amino acids. Gene Ontology annotation, biological process: proteolysis.
GCUCGCCCCCAGCCACCUCGAGCUCUCUACCUCACAACAGCUUCCCUCAUCCAUCAUCACAACAUCAACACAACCCAUCUUCUUUGAUCACCCUCAUCUACGUCGCAUACCCUUUCUUUAGCCAUACCAUCGUCGUUGAUCGAUCGAUAUGAAGACGGCUAUCUUCCUCGCAGCGGGCUCGCUGCUGGGCUCGGCAAGCGCCGGAAUGCACAGGAUGAAGCUCAAGAAGGUCCCCUUGUCUGAGCAGCUCCAAUAUGCGAACAUCCAGGAGCAUGCUCGCGCCCUCGGCCAGAAGUACAUGGGUAUCAAGCCCGAGACUCAUAUCGAGCAGGUCUUCAAGGCACCAUACGUUGCUGAUGGAUCUCACCCCGUACCCGUGAGCAACUUCUUGAACGCACAAUACUUCUCCGAGAUCUCCCUGGGAACGCCACCCCAGGACUUCAAGGUCGUCCUCGAUACUGGAAGCUCCAACCUUUGGGUUCCCUCAUCGGAGUGCAACUCGAUCGCUUGCUACCUCCACAGCAAGUACGACUCCUCCUCAUCCUCUACAUACAAGAAGAACGGCUCCUCCUUCGAGAUCCGCUACGGCUCUGGUGAGCUCAGCGGUUUCGUCUCUCAGGAUACCUUCACAAUCGGCGACCUCACAGUCAAGCACCAGGACUUCGCCGAGGCUACCUCUGAGCCCGGUCUUGCUUUCGCCUUCGGCAGGUUCGAUGGUAUCAUGGGUCUUGGUUACGACACCAUCAGUGUGAACAAGAUCGUUCCUCCCUUUUACAACAUGCUCGACCAGGGCCUCUUGGACGAGCCCGUUUUUGCUUUCUACCUCGGCGAUACCAACGCCGGAGAGGAGUCCGAGGCUACCUUCGGUGGCAUCGACAAGAAGCACUACACUGGCGAGCUCACCAAGAUCCCCUUGAGGCGCAAGGCCUACUGGGAGGUUGAGCUUGAUGCUAUCACCUUUGGCAAGGACACCGCCGAGCUCGAGGACACCGGUGUCAUCCUUGACACUGGUACUUCCCUCAUUGCUCUCCCCUCCACUCUUGCCGAGCUUCUCAACGGCGAGAUUGGUGCCAAGAAGGGCUUCAACGGACAGUACACUGUCGAGUGCGACAAGCGUGAUGGUCUGCCCGACCUUACAUUUACUCUUACCGGCCACAACUUCACCAUCGGCCCUUACGACUACAUCCUUGAGGUUCAGGGCUCCUGCAUCUCUGCCUUCAUGGGUAUGGACUUCCCCGAGCCCGUUGGACCUCUUGCCAUUCUCGGAGACGCUUUCUUGCGCCAGUGGUACUCCGUCUACGACCUCGGAACCCACAGCGUCGGUCUUGCCAAGUCGAAGUAAGCGGUAAUGUUUAGGAUCAUGGAAGGGGUAAUAGGAGCAUUUGGAUCAUGAUAUGCAAAUUGAUGAACAUUGGUUGCGUGCCCGGCGCCUGGUUCAGAACUGUAACAAUCGGGAACCGUUUCAUUAGCAUGUUUCUGUCGCUUCAAUAUUGUGUUGGAAUUGGGACUGUAUGUAUAUAUAAUGUCAAG